AUGCGCGGCUCCCGGGGAGGCGUGUGGCUGGCGGUGUUCGCGUCGCUCCUUCACGGUAAAGCCGCCACCGCCGUCUCCCCUCCCUUCGCUCCUGCGCGAGAUCCCGGGCCUCCGGACGGCUCCGUGCGCCCCGCGCCGGGGCGGAUGUCCCUGCAAGGCGAGUUCCAGAGGAAGCUCUACAAGGAGCUGGUCAAGAACUACAACCCCUUGGAGAGGCCCGUGGCCAACGACUCGCAGCCUCUCACUGUCUACUUCUCGCUGAGCCUCCUGCAGAUCAUGGACGUGGAUGAGAAGAACCAAGUUUUAACCACUAACAUUUGGCUGCAAAUGUCUUGGACAGAUCACUACUUACAAUGGAACACGUCGGAAUACCCAGGCGUGAAGAGCGUUCGUUUCCCGGAUGGUCAGAUUUGGAAGCCAGAUAUUCUUCUCUAUAACAGUGCAGAUGAGCGAUUUGAUGCCACGUUUCACACCAACGUUCUAGUGAAUUCUACCGGGCAUUGUCAGUACCUCCCUCCAGGCAUAUUCAAGAGCUCUUGCUACAUUGAUGUGCGCUGGUUCCCCUUCGAUGUGCAGCAAUGCAAACUGAAGUUUGGCUCCUGGACUUACGGAGGGUGGUCCUUGGAUUUGCAGAUGCAGGAGGCAGAUAUCAGUGGCUACAUCCCAAACGGAGAAUGGGAUCUUGUGGGAAUCCCUGGCAAGAGGAGUGAGAGGUUCUACGACUGCUGCAAGGAGCCGUACCCGGACGUCACCUUCACGGUGACCAUGCGCCGCCGGACCCUCUACUACGGCCUCAACCUGCUCAUCCCCUGCGUGCUCAUCUCGGCGCUGGCCCUCCUGGUGUUCCUGCUUCCCGCAGACUCCGGGGAGAAGAUCUCCCUGGGUAUAACGGUUUUACUGUCUCUUACUGUCUUCAUGCUCCUUGUGGCCGAGAUCAUGCCGGCAACAUCAGAUUCAGUGCCGCUGAUAGCCCAGUACUUCGCCAGCACCAUGAUCAUCGUGGGCCUCUCCGUCGUCGUGACGGUGAUUGUGCUGCAGUACCACCACCACGACCCUGACGGCGGCAAGAUGCCCAAGUGGACCAGAAUCAUCCUCCUGAACUGGUGCGCCUGGUUCCUGCGCAUGAAGAGGCCCGGGGAGGACAAGGUGCGGCCCGUCUGCCAGCACAAGCAGCGCCGCUGCAGCCUGGCCAGCGUGGAGAUGAACGCGGCCCCGGGGCCGCCUGCCAGCAACGGGAACCUGCUCUACAUCGGCUUCCGCGGCCUGGACGGCCUGCACUGCGCCCCGACGCCUGACUCCGGGGUGGUGUGCGGCCGCCUGGCCUGCUCCCCCACGCACGACGAGCACCUCCUGCACGGCGGGCCGCCCUCCGAGGGCGACCCGGACCUGGCCAAGAUCCUGGAGGAGGUGCGCUACAUCGCCAGCCGCUUCCGCUGCCAGGACGAGAGCGAGGAGGUCUGCAGCGAGUGGAAGUUCGCGGCCUGCGUGGUGGACCGCCUGUGCCUCAUGGCCUUCUCCGUCUUCACCGUCAUCUGCACCAUCGGCAUCCUCAUGUCCGCUCCCAACUUCGUGGAGGCCGUAUCUAAGGACUUCGCUUAGCACCUGCUCGUCCCAUACGGGUACUGGAAAUGCACAGACAGGAAAUGUCUUUGGUUUGGGACAAAAGGGGUGCUAAUCCCACUGUAACAUGAAAUCCACACUUGAUAACUCAGAUGCACCUUGGUCACCCAUGUUCAUGUUGCCAACAAUGUCACUGAUAUUUUCAGUAAUAAGGUAUAGGCAAAUUUUCUUUUAAUCCUCUCAAAUCUGCAAAUGGAUACCCUUGGAGCAGCCCUAGAUUGCUGGACCUCUGAGAAGUCCUAUUAUCCAUUUCCCUUUUCCUGGGGAGCCCCUCAGAGAGGAGCCAGGUAGCUGAAGACUGCCAGGGGAGGCCCAUACUGUUAGUUUUGCAUGCUUGCAUGUCAUUUGCCAUGACAGCCUAGGAAAACCCAGCAUCUGCUUUUGCCUGUGUAAAACCUAAAUUGAAAAUAACAAUACCCCAAACUCACUGAAUCCAUUCAAAUAAUCAGCUGGUGAAGGGGGAAAAAGAAUUUAAAACUGAAAACUUAACCACUGAUGUUCCUGCAAAUUCCCGUUUUUUCUCUACCAAAGAUAGAUGCUAGAGAGAAACAAGUUUAUGCUGUUUCUACAUUAAAAAAAAAAA
Messenger RNA from Choloepus didactylus (southern two-toed sloth), 2203 nucleotides. It is a transcript of the gene CHRNA7, whose product is annotated as cholinergic receptor nicotinic alpha 7 subunit. The record is from RefSeq and is a predicted model, not a curated record. Gene Ontology annotation, cellular component: neuron projection; postsynaptic membrane; synapse. Gene Ontology annotation, molecular function: acetylcholine-gated monoatomic cation-selective channel activity; transmembrane signaling receptor activity. NCBI's taxonomy places the organism in Eukaryota, Metazoa, Chordata, Mammalia, Pilosa, Megalonychidae. Gene Ontology annotation, biological process: chemical synaptic transmission; signal transduction; regulation of membrane potential.